AUGUUUUUUAAAGAAGUAAAUCGCGGGAGGUCGCGUCCGAGUACGGAAAUGCAAUAUGCAAUGGAGCCGGCGGCUACAAGCGGCUAUCUAUCAGAUGGAGACACAACGGCGGAAUCGAUUAAUCUAGCACACUUAGAAGGACACCAGUGGAAUCAGUUGCAGGAUGGAACAAUCGAAGUGACUGAUCGACAACCGAAAAAAGAAUACUACAUGAGCUUGCGACGGUUCAAUACUCAGAUGCCCGGCUCUGCUACUGGCACCACUCAGCGUUUAGGUAGUAUUUCCAGUGGCUCUAUGUUGGGUCCUUCCAAUGGAACAGCCGGUUUGGUUAAUACCAGUCUCCCAGCUCCCGGAAAUGUAGCACAGCCCACUUCGCCCAGAUCCACCAGUGGUACCAUGCGUGGUCGAACGAAUACCUCGGUAAUUGAUUUCAAACCGUCUGGAAAGACUGUGGACUGCACCGUGGUCAUGCUGGACGGAACUACCAGGGAGUUUCGUCUCGAUAAAGCGGCCUACGGACAGCAACUUUUCGAUUCCGUCUGUACACAUUUGGGUCUGCUGGAAGUGGACUUUUUUGGUAUCACGUACUACGAUACGACAAAUAAUUGGUACUGGCUCCAGUUGGAUCAAAAAAUUGCCAAACAACUGGGAAAAAACGAUUGGCAAUUUGAAUUCCAAGUUCGUUUCUAUCCUUAUGAUAUCGACGCGAUCAAAGAGGACUUGACUCGAUAUUAUUUGUGCCUACAAGUACGACAGGAUAUUGUGAGCGGACAAUUGCCCUGCUCGUUUAUGACUUAUUGCUUGCUCGGCGCAUACAUCGUCCAAUCCGAGGCGGGCGAUCAUGACCCAGUUCAGCAUGAGGGGAUCAAAUACAUUCAAGACCAUCCGUUCGCUCCGCACAUGCUUCAAACACCAGAAAUGCUAGAACGGAUUGUUCAACUGCAUAAACUGCAUCGUGGGAAAACUCCAGAGGAAGCUGAUCGUCUGUUUCUGCAUAAUGCACGUGUUCUUGCCCUGUACGGUGUGGAUCUUCACAAAGUGAAGAAUUCUCAAGAUGAAGACAUCAAUUUGGGCGUCUAUCACGGUGGGAUACUACAGUACCGGAAUCGCAUUCGUUUAAUGCGAAUCUCGUGGCCACGUAUCAUCAGCCUCUCCCACCGGGGUCGUAACUUUGUGAUUGCACUACGUCCGGCCGAAAAUGAGCCAUUCGGCCGGAACUUGUCGUUCAAAUGCAGCAAUGCCGCGUUUGCCAAACGAUUGUAUACCGUCUGUGUGGAACAUCAUGCUUUCUUCCGCCUGCGUGGUUCGGCUCGUCCAAAAAAACCAAGCCUAUUCCCUUCGUUCGCCUCACGCAAAUAUCACUAUCCGAGCUAUGUGCUUCAAUCGCCCACAUUGUAUCCGGCAGGAAAUGGAGCGGCACGUACCUUGUCUAAAUUCCGUCCUAUUCCUGCCCAUCCAAACGAUACCAGUGAUCUGCAUAUGAAUGGAGCCAUGGCCAGUCAGUAUCAGUAUCAGCCUUCUAUGAUGCCCGGCGAGAUGAACACGCUUAGCCCAAUGUACAUGGACGGACAGCAAAUGAUGAACGGGCAUUCAAUGCCCGGAGCUCCAGGUGCACAACGUGCUCUUCCCCAAGGAAUGACCGGGACCGUUGCAGCUGGGACGGUCGGCCUCGGGGGUGCACCACACACAAGACCUUGUUUUGAACCGGAAAACUGGCGCAUCUCGCCGGCUGAUCGAACCUCGGGACUGGGGAUCGAUGCUCGGGGAUUAGAUGUAGCAGCUCAGCGUGGAGCUGGGUGGCAGGGUUGCCGUGCUAACAAAGGUGUGAAAGCUCCUGGUGCGUACUAUUACGAAGCGGCUUGUCUCGAGGAUGGUCUAGUCCGUGUGGGCUGGUCCACAAACGAAGCCAGCCUCGAACUGGGUGCCGACAAUUGCGGUUUUGGUUUCGGCGCCGAUAUGACCGGAUCCUCGAGCGGUACCGGCGCCGGAAGAGCCAUGCAUCGGAAUACUGGACACGAUUACGGAGUUAUGGUCCAGCAAGGUGACGUGUUGGGUUGUUUACUCGACCUAGACAAGGGAUCGGUGUCUUGGUCGGUGAACGGCAAGGUGUUUCAACGUGCGUUCACCAUUCCCGAUCAACUUCGGGGUGAAUCGUUCCUUCCGGCUGCCAGUUUGAAGGACUCGCGCUUGCUGUUCAACUUUGGUGAUCAGGCAUUGGAGUUCCAUCCGGGUGGUCCGUUCACACCGGUAGCGGUGGCUUCUGAUGACAGCCAGGUAUCCAAUCGGAAUACCGGAUGGCGGCUGAACCCAUACGAUGCAUCAGCUGGUAUGGAUGUGGCUCCGGACGGAAGUAUGGCUCAAGCGCAGUUCAGUCAAGGAUGGCAAGGAUGUCGCGCGAAUCAGGGAAUUCGUGGUCCCGGUCGAUACUACUUCGAGGUGACUCCACUAGAAGACUGCGGACUGUGCCGUGUGGGUUGGUCGACUGAAGAAGCCAAUCUGGAUCUUGGCUCUGAUCGUUUCGGAUUUGGUUAUGGUGCAGACAAUCAAGGUUUCGGUCUCAAUGGACAACAGGGCAAACGUGUACAUGCAGACGAGAUUGAAAACUAUGGCGAGCCCGAUUGGACACCGGUAUGCUGUGCACCGAUGGACUAUGUGAAACGAACACGGCGAAAGGGACCGGAGCGCAAGGUUAAAGGUUGGUCUUACAUCGAUCCGUCUGUGCUGGAGCCAGCUCUUCUACAACAGAUGAAGCUCGGACAAGCGGCUGCUGCGAUUGGUGCAGCACGAGCUGUAGAACGUCGUGAAGAAGAUUUUAUGCGAUUUAUGCGAGCUCAUACACAUACCGCGUCGGCCAGUUCCCAUGAGCCAACUUCCACUGGCACAGUUGCCCCCUGGUGCGGUGGCCAUGCCCGGUUUGACAGUUUCUCCGGUCGCCAAAAUCAACAACAACGAUGCCCCCGUCGUUUUCAGUAA
This is a messenger RNA of Echinostoma caproni, 2973 nucleotides long. The record is from the annotation of a GenBank genome assembly. Lineage: Eukaryota; Metazoa; Platyhelminthes; Trematoda; Plagiorchiida; Echinostomatidae.